CAGCCGUUUCUGGGGAAGUCAUGGUGGGGGGGCUCGUUUAUUGGACUUUCGCUUUUUCCCGGGGUUGAUCUCCUGGGAACGGCCUUUCAGGCCAGUUUGGAUGUGAUGUCUGGGAAUCUGGGCCAAACUGAAACACCUGCGAUUUAUCAUGAGAGACAGCGCCUGGAACUGUGUGCCGUCCACGCCCUCAACAAUGUCCUGCAGGAACGACUCUUUACCCAAGAGAUAGCUGAUGAAAUCUGUAAAAGACUGGCUCCUGAUACUAGGUGGAAUCCACACCGUAGCUUUCUGGGAACAGGGAACUAUGAUGUCAAUGUCAUCAUGGCAGCUCUUCAGAGUGUGGGGCUGGAAGCCGUUUGGUGGGAUAAACGAAGACCCCUCGAGCAAUUGACCCUGGCAGGGCUGGUUGGCUUCAUCGUUAAUGUCCCUUCCAAUGUGUGCCUGGGUUUCCUGUCUCUUCCUGUGAGGCGUCGCCACUGGAUUGCUGUGCGUCAGCUUGAUGGCAUCUAUUAUAAUCUUGACUCCAAACUGAAGGCACCAGCACCAAUUGGUGGUGAAGCUGACCUCAGGGUAUUUCUCCAGGAGGUGCUUUCCCAGGGCCCUUGUGAGUUGCUGUUGGUUGUGCCCCAUGAGGCAGGCGAAGCCAGGCCUUGGCUGAACACUGUGAGGUGAUCCCAGGCCUCCCAUAAGAAACUGCCUGGUCUAAAGAUCUUUUUUCUCUCUGCUGCACUCCUUUGCACCACCUGCUGCAUGUGACGAAGGGAAGAAGGCAGCACUCCAUUCCUGUGUAUACUGCCACUCUGGGUGCUGAUGAUAGAAUCCAUCUUACCUUCUCUAAGAAAUGAUCCUGACUUCCCUCUAUCUCUGCUUGCUUUUUAAAGGCUUGGCUUCUUCUGGGAUGAUAUGGAAUAAAGGACAUGGCACCUAAUGGUGAAGGGUCCCCACCAUAGCCUAUUACAUGAUACCCAGGCCUAUAUAGGAUUUUCCUUGUAGACAAGUAGAUCAAAGUUGGAAGUUAGUUUAUGCGCAGGGCUUGAUAGGAUGCCCAUUUCUUAUUUUCAUCCUCAACCUAUGAUAUAAAUGCAACAGUAGAAUGUGGGUCUCAGUAGACCCAGCAGACCUUGAUGUUGUGUUUUCAGGAUUCUUCUAUAAAAGCCAUUCCACUAAUAUAUCCAAGAGUUCUUCGGGUGAAACAAUUUGUUGACCAUGCCUUAAGGAAUUCACAUUUGAUUUUGGAAAAGGCUGUUCUGGAAAAUUGAAGAUGUCAGGAGAGUCAUUUGAAGAGCCAGUUGGGAGAAUGUGGAGAUACUUAAGAACUAUUAAAAUGUGAGAAAAGAAGGGUAACUUUAGUUUGGGAGACUAUGCAGAGAGACUUGCCUUCUAUCUCAGGUUUCCUUGUGAAACUAUUUGAAGGAAAAUGAGAAGUUUAAUAAUUCUGGGAUAGCUGUGGUUGAUGUUGAGAAGGCAGAAAUUGAGAGGGGGAGAAUAAUAUGUUGCUAGAAUCAUGGUUUAGAAGAGAGUAAUAAUUUGGCUACUACAUUGUAGCUUCUAAGGUGCUGCUUGCCUUUAAUUCCUGGCUAACAGAAAUUCAAUAGAAAUAUUUUCCCAAAAAUGAUCUCUUAAAAUAGUGGCCUUCCUGAGUCUCUGUUUCCAGCAUCCUUCCUCAUUGGAUGGUGCUGCUGGGAAUUGUAGUUCAGCACUAUCGGGAAGGUACUACGAGUACUUGUGCCUAUUGAAUUUUUAGCUACCAUAUAAUGAUUAAAGGACAAGAAUCUGGCACAGUGAAUAAAGAAGUGAUGGUCAUCUCCCAGAAAGUGAAAAUAUUUGCUUCUUUUUCUUCAUUUCUUUUAUUUCUAAAGGAAAAAAAAUCCUCCUUGUGCCAGAGAACAGAGUAUGGUGAACAGUUCAAAUAUUAAUAUGGGACAAAACAGUGGUCAGGACAUGGGAGGAUAAUGCACUACCCAGUUCAUUAUCCAGUUUUAUGUGAUUUUAUCCUUUUCUAGGCUGCAUUGCCUAUUUUGUGAUGUAGAAUAAAUAUAAAUGUUCCAAGUUUUAUGUUUUUACCAAAAGAAAAAAAAUCCUGAAAGAGUAGAAAUGAAAUGGUGCAAUACAAAUAAAUGUGUUCUUGAAUUUA
Protobothrops mucrosquamatus (brown spotted pit viper) is the source of this 2134-nucleotide messenger RNA. RefSeq names its product Josephin domain containing 2 (gene JOSD2). The transcript is spliced from 5 exons. The record is from RefSeq and is a predicted model, not a curated record. Gene Ontology annotation, molecular function: cysteine-type deubiquitinase activity. Lineage: Eukaryota; Metazoa; Chordata; Lepidosauria; Squamata; Viperidae. Gene Ontology annotation, biological process: protein deubiquitination. Bases 106 to 672 code for a protein of 188 amino acids.